AUGACCUCCAGAAUCAAGACUGUCUUAGUUAUUGGCGGCACUACGGGAAUAGGCGAGCAGCUGGUUCGCCGCUUCCACGCCUUGGGCAAGAAAGUUAUCGUUACAGGCCGGAAUCAGGCUAGCCUUACCGCGUUGGCACAGGAACUAGGUGGGCUCGAGACGCGCCAGUUUGACAUCACCGACUUCUCUACGUUACCGUCGCACGCCGCCGACAUUCUCAAAGCGUUCCCCAAUCUAGACACUGUCCUCAUCAACGCCGGCAUUCAGAAGAGUUUCAGCUUCUUCGAUCCAUCCAGCAUCGCACCGGGUGAGGUCGAGCGCGAGAUUGCAGCGAACUUGACUGCGCCGACACUACUCAUCCAAGCCUUUGCACCGCACUUGCUAUCUCUUGCCACCAAGGGUACCCCUGCAACACUCUUCGUUACCAGCUCCACUCUCGGUCUCAUUCCUAUGGGCCUAUGGCCUAAUUACAGCGCCACCAAAGCCGGAAUACACGCCCUGGCUCUGACCCUUCGUCAGCAGAUCGCUUUCGCAGGUGAGGAGGCGAAGAAGAAUUUCAACGUUGUCGAGAUUGUGCCACCGUAUGUCGAUACUGGGUUGGAUAAGGAACAUCGUGAGGCAACGAAUGCGGCGCAGGGAGAACAUGCAUUUCCGCCGAUGCCCCUGCAAGAAUAUAUUGAUCAGUUCUUCAAGACGCUAGAGGAUGUGGAAGCUGACGGGAGCUUGAGGAAGGAGAUCGGGGUCGGAACGGGAGCUUUGGCUGUCCAGACGUGGAGAGACAGCUUUGGGGAGGUAUACAAGCAAUUUGGGAUGGCUACAUGA
This is a messenger RNA of Didymosphaeria variabile, 822 nucleotides long. RefSeq lists its product as uncharacterized. Gene Ontology annotation, molecular function: oxidoreductase activity. Gene Ontology annotation, cellular component: membrane. Bases 1 to 822 code for a protein of 273 amino acids. The record is from RefSeq and is a predicted model, not a curated record. The transcript is spliced from 2 exons. NCBI's taxonomy places the organism in Eukaryota, Fungi, Ascomycota, Dothideomycetes, Pleosporales, Didymosphaeriaceae.